Molecule: messenger RNA, 201 nt
Organism: Eimeria necatrix
Lineage: Eukaryota; Apicomplexa; Conoidasida; Eucoccidiorida; Eimeriidae
Exons: 2
Coding region: 1-201 (66 amino acids)
Source: RefSeq, a predicted model, not a curated record
AUGACGUACGGGUCUGGCACCGUCCUUAUGCCCAUUUUCCGGCGCACUAUGAUUGGAGUAUGCGGCAUUAUUUCCAUGUAUGUGACAAUCGAGCUGGCGGGGAAGCCUCUAUAUGCCCAGGUCACUACGAGGCUGGCAAACAUGGGUAAAGAAACAGCGGCAUCUGCUGCUGGUGGGGGUCACGGCCAUGGAGGCCACUGA